UGCGAGUGGCUAGCGCUAGCGCCACCGUUAGCUGGCGUUUGAUCCGCUCCGGUCUACCUUAAUAGUCUAACUGUUGUUCUGCUAACAUGGACAGUGUUUCGUUCAUUCCGGACGCUGGGCAGUGACAACGUUUGGCCUCCGGUGAGCGUAAAUGUGAGUAGGUGUCAGCAGGGCGGAGGACGCGUUCAGUAAAAUGAGUUACGACGAGGUGGUUGACGAGCUCCUGCUGGAGGAGGAGGAGGAGGCAGCAGUGGGUCCUGUGCAGAUCGUGGUGGCGGAUGAGGACGAGCAUGCGUUCUCGUUAGAUGAGGAAGCUCUGGAGCGAAUCCUCCUGCAGGAACACAUCCGGGACCUCAAUGUGGUGGUGGUCUCUGUCGCUGGAGCUUUCCGCAAGGGCAAGUCCUUUCUGCUGGACUUCAUGCUCCGAUACAUGUACCAACAGACAUCUGACACGUGGAUGGGUGGAAACGAGGAGCCUUUGACCGGCUUCACCUGGAGGGGCGGCUGCGAGAGGGAGACCACGGGCAUCCUGGCAUGGAGUGAAGUGUUUGUGGUUGAGAAACCGGACGGGAGCAAGGUGGCUGUGCUUCUCAUAGACACACAGGGAGCCUUCGACAGUCAGUCCACCAUCAAAGACUGCGCCACGCUCUUCGCCCUCAGCACCAUGACCAGCUCAGUGCAGGUAUACAAUUUGUCUCAGAAUGUGCAAGAGGAUGAUCUUCAGCAUCUUCAGCUCUUCACAGAGUACGGAAGGCUCGCCAUGGAGGAAAUCUACCGGAAACCAUUCCAGUCACUAAUGUUUCUCAUAAGAGACUGGAGUUACCCGUAUGAGCAUGCAUAUGGCCUAGAAGGAGGGAAGAAGUUCCUUGAGAAAAGAUUGCAGGUGAAACAAAACCAGCAUGAGGAGUUGCAGAAUGUCCGAAAGCACAUCCACUCCUGCUUCUCCAACAUUAGCUGCUUUCUGCUUCCUCACCCAGGCCUCAGAGUGGCCACCAACCCCCACUUCGAUGGCAGAUUGAAAGACAUUGACGACGAAUUCAAAAAGGAGCUCGUGAAUCUCAUCCCUUUGCUGCUGGCACCGGAGAACUUGGUGGAGAAAGAAAUUGGAGGCUCCAAAGUGACGUGUAGAGAUCUUGUACAGUAUUUCAAAGCCUACAUGAAAAUCUAUCAAGGUGAAGAGCUGCCACACCCAAAGUCCAUGUUACAGGCAACAGCUGAGGCCAACAAUCUUGCAGCAGUUGCUGGAGCAAAAGACAUUUACAACAAAAGCAUGGAAGAGGUGUGUGGGGGAGACAAGCCGUACAUCGCCCCCGCUGACCUGGAGCGCAUCCACAAGGACCUGAAGCAAAAGUCUAUACAACAUUUUCGGGCAGUUAAGAAGAUGGGUGGCGAGGAGUUCUGCCGCCGCUACCAGGAGCAGCUGGAGGCGGAGCUGGACGAAGCUUACGCCAACUUCGUCAAGCACAACGACGGAAAGAACAUUUUCUAUGCGGCGCGGACGCCCGCCACGCUUUUCGCCAUAAUGUUCGCCAUGUACGUAAUCUCACUGGUGACGGGCUUCGUCGGCAUAAACUCUGUGGCGACGCUGUGUAAUCUGAUUAUGGGCGUAGCCUUGGUGUCGUUGUGCACCUGGGCGUAUGUAAAAUACUCAGGGGAGUUCCGCGAGGUGGGGAGUGUCAUCGACCAGGUGGCAGAAACCCUCUGGGAACAGAGGACUCCGAGAAAGGUGUUUUCCAAGCUUUUUGAGGUUGCCCGGAGCAAAGUGACGUUGGGUGCCCUUCUGCCCGCCCAGCGAAAGAGACUGUCCUCAAACAACAAUGUGAAGAAGAAAAACUAGCCGUGACGUUCUCGGCUCCGUUUCACAGAGCCCUUUUUAGGACUUCUCCUUUCUGCUGAGCGCGCAUCCCGGCCGCCCAGCUGGGUUAGGAUAAAACGAGAAACAGAACAAACUGCUAUGUAUACCUGGUUCACUACAUUUGUAGAAUGCAGGUUGGCACUUUCAUCAAGAUACUUUGUUGGUCUUUGCCAUGUGUGUGCUGAUGUGUGUUAUGGGGGGAAUGGAGGAUAAAGUCUUAGAGUUUUUCACGUUUUUA
Molecule: messenger RNA, 2093 nt
Organism: Pygocentrus nattereri (red-bellied piranha)
Lineage: Eukaryota; Metazoa; Chordata; Actinopteri; Characiformes; Serrasalmidae
Exons: 14
Coding region: 194-1837 (547 amino acids)
Biological process (GO): endoplasmic reticulum organization; protein homooligomerization
Molecular function (GO): GTP binding; GTPase activity
Source: RefSeq, a predicted model, not a curated record